AUGAGGGUGGCAGGUGGUUUGUGCCGCAGUAAGAGCCUUCAGAUUGCAGAGCCCUGCACCGCUCACUCCCUUAUCCUGUUCGGUCAGGACCGUGUCAGGAUGGAGUCGCAUGUGGAGGACACUGAGAGCAGGCUACGGGAGCUGGCCCUGCGAUGGUUCACAGAGACCCAGGCUCCCCUCAUCCUGCACGAUGGGAACUUCCCCUCUUGGUUCCAGGGCUUCAUCACCAGAAAGGAUGCAGAAGCUCAGCUGUGGGAUAAGCCCCUGGGCUGUUUUCUCAUCCGACUCAGUGAGAAAGCCAUUGGGUACAUCCUCUCCUACAGGGGCCGUGAUCGAUGUCGCCACUUUGUCAUCAACCAGAAUAAGACUGGACAGUUCAUUGUUUCGGGUGACACAGAGAUUCAUGAUAACCUGACUGACCUGAUAGAGUACUACAGGUCCAGUCCCAUCGAACCCUUCGAUGAGUACCUGACAUCAUCAUGCUCUGAGUCCUCAUCCAGUGAGAUCUAUGAUGUGGUCCAGAUUCAGCUUCAAGAGAAGCCGAGGGUCAGCGUGGAAGCUGUGAGAAGCCUAUGGAACCAGCGGACUGAACAGGCCCCCGAACAACCACCUGCACUGCCGCCUAAGAGCGUGUACAGAAAACUCACCUCUCCUGCCUCUUUUGAUGCACCUUCUCCUCCACAGGCAGUACCUCUGGUCCCAAAGAGGGACACCCCUCUGACAAAUUCCAUGAGUGUCUCCACUCUGGAUGGGGCAAGUGAUCGACACAGCCAGGUCCUGUAUGCCAAACUGCAGAAAAACCGAGCCAAUCAGAAGACUCGGCCCCCACUGAUUAAAGAAAGCGUCAGUGCUGAUAAUGAUGGAGGACCACAUCCUAAGGGACCCAAGCCCAGUUCACCGGAGGUGCCAGGGGUUGUGUACUCAGAGCUGAGCCUGGAGAACUGCAGGAGCAAGUCUUUACCCCUUCUGGACAACUGUGCAGAGGAUAAUCACUCCUACAGGCUGAGCAGCCCGCCAAAGCUCUCACCCAACACAUCCAAAAAGGCCACCAGUCAAACAUACUCUCUCCUGGACCAGCAGGUAAACUUAAGACCACCUGCCAGCAGCAACAGCCUUGACGCACUGUGCAACAACCCUCUCUACCAUAUGGCUACAAGGCCCUGUGACACCUAUGAUGACCAGGUUCCUUGCGGUAUUGCCCCCCGCAAAACAGAACCCACCAGGGCCCCAACACCGAUGCAAGAUGACAGAACAUAUGCCGAGGUCCCCCAAGAUCCCCUGCCCUGCCACUUUCUUGACGACAAUACCUAUGAGCUGAUCCCAGAUCAGGGGUUCAAAACCACCCCCCUGGACAACAACACAUACGAGCAGAUCCCUGAUAAGGGCUUCAAAAAACCACCCCGAGUCUUUGCCGCUGAUGAGGACAAGACCUAUGAGACGCUCAAGGACAUGCAUCGCAGGCAUACUGAGUCCAGCUGGGGAAUAAAGGUAGGUCCGGCUAAAAUUUUCCCAAAGCACUCAAAAUGUCAUCCGGUCUACCAGUCAUCUUUUUCAGCCUGA
Messenger RNA from Megalops cyprinoides (Indo-Pacific tarpon), 1560 nucleotides. RefSeq names its product SH2 domain-containing protein 7. The transcript is spliced from 5 exons. The record is from RefSeq and is a predicted model, not a curated record. Gene Ontology annotation, cellular component: cytoplasm. NCBI's taxonomy places the organism in Eukaryota, Metazoa, Chordata, Actinopteri, Elopiformes, Megalopidae. Bases 1 to 1560 code for a protein of 519 amino acids.